AUGAAGUCUAAUCCAGACUCACCAAUAAUUUCAAUCAGUCCAAGACAUUAUAUCCAUGUGCUAAACUUGAAUACUCAUGUCACCUCACUUGUUGUUGGACCUAAGACGUAUGUUUGCCAACAGGAUGAAAAGAUUGUUCUCGGACCUGAGGAACUAACUGUCGUUCCGACGAUGAUGUACUGCGUGAUCCGAAACCCCGUUGUAACAGACAAAGACGGUGUUCCAGUAGUCGACAAAUUUGGACAGGUCAAAGUUCGAAUGGGUGACGAGGAGUACCGUUUCGCCCAAGAUCCUUUCCCAUUGUAUCCGGGUGAAACUUUAAAGGAUAUCGUCAGACCUCUACCUGUUGUUCUGCCAAACUCAGCACUCAGAUUGCGAGCAGUUUCGGAUUUUGAAGAUGGAAACGUCAAACGAAUAGCUGGAGAGGAAUGGUUGUUUGAGGGACCUGGUACCUAUUACCCCAGAAAAGAGGUUGAAAUUGUAAGAUGCGAGCAAGCCAAAGUAAUUAUUGUCAACUCUGCUCUUGUAAUGGAGGCCACAAAAGAUUGCGUCGAUCGAAGUGGUGUUCCUCGUGUUUAUGGUGAGCGAUGGUUAGUUACGACACCAGGUGCAUACCUCCCUGGUGUCUAUGAGCAAAUUGUCGACGAACGCAAAGCGAUUACACUAACAGACAGACGGGCGAUAUGUGUCAAAGCUGUCAAGUCUCACUGUGACAAAUUCGGGAAAUAUCGCAAAGCUGGUGAAGAAUGGUUAAUUACACACGAAGAUGCAGAGUAUCACAUUUGCAGUGCACUUGAGGAGUUUGUGAGAGAAGUCGAAGUUACAAUCCUAGGUGUCCAUCAGUUUUGUGUGGUAGUCAACCCUUGGGAUGAGAACGGUGUUCCUCAGUUAGGGAGAAAAUUAUUAGUGCGUGGUGAAAAGUCAUUCUUUCUGAGACCAGGAGAGUGUUUAGAAAGGGGUGUUCAAGAUGCUUAUAUUUUGCAGAAUGACGAAGGUCUUAUUCUUCGAGCUAAAGAACAGUUUGUCGACGAUAUAUUUGGGGACGCUAUAUCUGAGGAGGAGUCUGUGAAGCAGAAGAAAUGUAUACGUCGUCCUGGUGAUCGAUGGAUGUUACGUGGACCCAUCGAAUACAUACCUCCUGUUGAAGUGGAAGUGAUAGACCGUCGUAAUGUUAUUCCUCUCGAUUGUAAUGAGGGGAUCUAUGUUCGUAAUACACAAACAGGACAAGUUCGCGCUGUUAUUGGUGAAGCUUAUAUGUUAAAUCAAGAUGAAGAAUUAUGGGAGAAGAAACUCCCAUCUGAGGUUGUUCAGUUGCUGGAAAGUAAUAUCGACCCAUUUGCUGACCGUGGAGUUCGAUCAAUUCAAGACUCAGUUGACCGUCUUGACCCAACUCGUGUAGUUACUUUCCGCGUUCCACACAAUGCUGCAGUUCAAAUCUAUGACUACAAAAAUAAAAGGGCAAGAGUCGAGUUCGGACCUAAUUUAGCUAUGUUAGGACCAGAUGAACAAUUUACUCGUUUGAGCUUGAGUGGUGGGAAACCAAAGAAACCGAAUGUGAUUAAGAGUUUAUGUUUACUGUUAGGUCCAGACUUUUGUACAGAUGUUGUAAUUGUUGAAACUGCGGAUCAUGCUCGUUUAUCUUUGCAACUAUCGUACAAUUGGGUGUUUGAUGUCUCUCCAUCAUGCAGUGCAGCUGAUGCUGCUAAGUUAUUCUCAGUGCCUGAUUUUGUUGGAGACGCGUGUAAAGCUAUUGCAUCUCGUGUUCGUGGCACAGUUGCAUCCGUCCAAUUCGAUGAUUUUCAUAAGCACUCAUCACGAAUUAUUCGUGCUUCCGUAUUCGGAUUGGAUGAAGCUGGAAAGGUUCGGGAUCGAUUAGUUUUUCCUCAAAAUAAUCUGCAUAUUACAAGCGUGGAUGUACAGUCUGUGGAGCCAGUGGAUCAACGAACUCGUGAUUCGUUGCAGAAGUCAGUUCAACUUGCCAUUGAGAUCACGACCAAUUCGCAAGAGGCAGCUGCACGGUAA
Molecule: messenger RNA, 2022 nt
Organism: Schistosoma rodhaini
Lineage: Eukaryota; Metazoa; Platyhelminthes; Trematoda; Strigeidida; Schistosomatidae
Source: the annotation of a GenBank genome assembly